AUGCCCACAAGCACCACAACCGCCUCCAUCCCAUCCUCACCCUCCUCCCUCUCCGUCGCGAGCACUUCCACCGCGGUUUCCACCACCCCCACGCCCAAAGCAAAGGACUACGAGUCCGCAUUCGGCGCGCUCCAGACGCAAUACGGCUUCCAGGCCUCCGCCCCCGCACCCUCCCGCCCCUCGCCCAAGUCGCAGUCGCAUUCGCAGUCAAAAUCGGCUUCUUGGCUCAAGCGCGCGCUCGGCUCGAGCUCAGCCUCGCCCUCGCCCUCUUCACCCCCGCGCGCCUCUGCGCCGCAGCCGACGCCGCAGUCAGGGGAGAGCCGGGCGAAGGAGGCGGAGCGCGAGGCGGAGCGCGCGCGGCGGCACUACUACGAGGACCAGUUCGCGCAGUUGACGGCAAAGUACGGGUUUGGAGGCGGGCCGGGUCCGACGAGGAUGUGA
Molecule: messenger RNA, 441 nt
Organism: Epithele typhae
Lineage: Eukaryota; Fungi; Basidiomycota; Agaricomycetes; Polyporales; Epitheliaceae
Exons: 1
Coding region: 1-441 (146 amino acids)
Source: RefSeq, a predicted model, not a curated record